UAUAGAAAUUAUUAUAGGGUUGGAUAAACUGGGUGUGAAUAAGGGCUGGUAUAACGGUGGUUGGACGGGAUCAAGAAGAAGAUCUCUUUAAUUCAUCAUGGCCACCAUGAUGAUAAAUAUAUUGCUUGCCUUGUGCUUCUAUCAAGGUUUAGUAGAGGCAGCUAGACCAAUAUUUGUUGAUAAUAUGAACCUAUUAUAUAUAGAGGAAGAUGAAGUAAUUGGUAAAAGUGUAUACACGCUGUAUGCUCGGGACCCUGCUGGCGGUAAAGUAACGUAUGGUAUAGUAGCUGACAUGUUUAAAGUUGAUGAGAAUACAGGGGAUGUGACUCUUACUCGAUUACUGGAUUACGAAGCGGGUGAAAUUGCUUUGAAUAUCCGUGUUAUUGCUAGAGAUGCUAAUCAACUAGAGACAUCUCAAGAGGUAUCGGUCAAUGUUGUGGAUGCUAACGAUAAUGACGCUGUGUUUACUGAAAAUCAUUAUGAUAUUCGGGUUGCCGAGACUACUCCCAUUAAUUCAGUUAUAUUUCCAAAUUUAACGGUAACCGAUAAAGAUUACGUAAACAGUGAUUUGACAGUAAGGUGUGAUACCAGUCUAGUUGAUGUUGUGUAUAAGGACUCGUGUAAUAUCUUUCUCUUGAAAAGGUUAUCAUAUUCCAGGCGUUUAUGGAGGGGUAAUUUAGUUUUAAAUCAAAGUCUUGAUUAUGAAACCAGACCAACGUACCAGAUCAGUUUGAUAACUUUUGAUGGUAGAAAUAGACAUACCCAGAGUUUAGAAAUACAAGUUGUUGAUGUCAAUGACGCUCCUCCUUAUUUCAUUCGUCAAGUGCCUGCUGUUGUCAGUGAGGAUACACCAGUUGGUAGUGUUGUAAACUAUGUCAUCGCAGUAGACGGGGAUAGGACUAAUAAACGACCAAUCAGAUACAGGCUCACUUGUACUGAUGGUAAAUAUUUUGCUGUGGACUAUGUAAGCGGGAAUAUAACAAACAUAGCUGUUUUAAAUCGUGAAAAUCCAGAUCUAGCGCAAGGAUAUGUUGAUUUAUGUAUUCGGGCAAGUGAAUUAAUAAAUCAAGCUACAGGAGAGAUUGGUAAUACAAGUGAUACGACAGCUGAUGCAACCAUUAGAAUCAGUAUCUUGGAUGUGAAUGAUAACGCUCCCAAGUUUAAGGAAAAUAACUAUGAGGUAUCAAUCUAUGAAAAUAUACCAAAUGAAUCAGCUUUACCGGAUUUAAUUAUGACUGUUACUGAUGAAGAUACUGGUACAGCUAAUUUCUACAAGUUUGUUUUGUUAAAUCAUACAGAUAUCUUCGCCAUCUUCCCAGACAGUGGACAAGCUCAAACUACAGCCAGUAUAAAAGUCAUAAACACAACAAAAAUAGAUUACGAACUUGGACCCAGACAAUAUUUUCUUGAUGUAUUAGCAGUUGAAACACAAACCGUCAAUCCAAAGACAGGAUCCGUUCGUGUUACUGUCAACAUCCUAGAUGUCAACGAUAACUUACCAAUAUUUGAUCCUCCAAAUUAUAUAAGAACUAUACCUGAAAAUGCUGUGGGUGGUAGGCUAGUUGUCACGGUUACUGCGACAGAUGCGGACAAUAAUCAAGUUAGUGAUAUUGUGUUUUCAUUGGUUGGUAACGGUGCUGAUAAAUUUGCUAUCGAGAGCAGAACGGGAGCAAUAACUGUGAAGAGUUGUUCAACCCCUGGUGUCAGACCGUGUAUAGACUACGAAGAUAGAAAACAAUAUCAGCUAACAGUUAUGGCACGUGAUGAGAAUGGCCAAGGACGAGAGAGCACUGGAUCUUUAACUGUCAAUAUCGAAAACAUCAACGAUAACAGACCACAGUUUCGCUUACCCAGUUAUCUUCGCUAUAUCAACGAGGGAGAAAUACUUACCAUUGAUCCUUUGGUGGUGUCGAUAACUGAUGCUGAUAACAAAGAUGGUGAUACAGUUGGCGCACCUACGACGUUUGCCAUACUUGGAACUACUUUAUGGCGUAUUGAUAGCCGGACGGGGAAUAUUACAGCUGUAGCUCCUAUUAAAUAUGAAGAUUCUGCGAAAGGAUAUUUUAAUUUUACCGUUUCUGCUAGCAACAGUGGAUCCAGACCAAACACUAAUAUUGUUCCAGUUUACAUCAUAGUUAUAGAUAAGAAUAACUUUAGUCCCACAUUUGUUCCCGCGGAUUAUACAGAAUUUAUUGAUGAAGAUAUAGCAUUUAAUUCCCCUGUGAUAUUGAUUACCGCGACUGACAAAGAUUCCCCAACAUCGGAGAAUGGUAGAUUUGAAUACACCAUUGUCAGUGGUUCACAGGGUAAAUUUGAAAUCGAUAGAAAUACUGGACAGGUCUCAACUUCAUCCGUAGCCACUUUCGACUAUGAUGUACAGAGACAAUAUCUACUAACGAUAUUGGCUCGUGAUGGCGGUAAACCACAGAGAACUGGAACUGCCACGGUUACUGUUAUUGUACGUGAUAAAAAUAAUCGACUACCUUAUUUUAUUCCUACAACCCAGCGAUUUGAAGUUAAUGAAAAUGUUGCCCUGGAUACGGUCGUGUACACCGUUAAAGCCACCGAUCCAGACGUGUCAGCCGUAUUAAGAUUCAAAUUUGAGGGACCAAAGUCAGCCAUUACUCCACAAGGAACUGAUGUUGAUAUCAACUCCUACAACUUUGGCGAUUUAUUUACUAUGGAGCCAACCACUGGUCGUAUAAAAACAGCUCGACGGUUAGAUCGUGAUAGAAGUUCCGUUAUUACCUACCAGAUGAUUGUAGAAGAUACAGCUUCACCUGGUCAAAGUGGAACAGGAACUGUAAUUAUAACAGUAUUAGAGUAUAACGUCAAUCCUCCAUACUUCGAACAGGCUGUUUACUUUCUAACUAUUGAUGAAGAACGACCAAUAGGAACGUUUGUUACAACUCUGGUUGCUAUGGACGAUGAUAAUACUAUAGAUCGAUACGAGAUGAUAUCCAAUCCAAAUAACUAUUUCACGAUUUCACCAAGCACAGGUGUUAUCAGUAUAAAUGGUCGUUUGGAUUAUGAACAGAUGAAUUCAACCAAGUUUAUAGUUCAGGCUUAUGAUACUGGCGUCCCUCAACUCAGUGGAUCUACCACAGUUUCUGUUAGGAUUAGAAAUAUUAACGAUAACAGUCCACGUUUUAUUAAUGAUACAUAUACGAAAGAAGUCCGAGAACAGAAGGGUCCCAGUGCUGUAUUGCUACAAGUAUCAGCAAAUGACAUAGAUUUAGAAGAUUUUGGAGUGGUUAGAUAUCGACUUGACUCCAGGAAGACUCAAUUUGAAAUUCAAAACGUGACUGGUGAAAUAAAAUUACGAGCUGGUCAAGAAUUAGACAGAGAAAGAGAGGCAAUAGUUGCCGUACAAGUUACUGCGUAUGACAGUCCCAAUACACCAGAAGUCCGUCGAGAAUUUACCAUUCCAGUAUACUUUAUUAUAUUGGAUGCGAAUGACAACGAACCAAAGUUUUCUCGGGCUGUUUAUUCCGCCACCAUUAUAGAGACCAUUGUUGUGGGUGCCGAGGUUGUACCACUUAUAGCGUCUGAUCUGGAUUUUGGUGAAAAUGCUAAUUUGGCUUUCUUUAAAACACAAAGUAUCUUAGAUCCUAAUGAUUAUUUUGCUGUCGGUCGACAAUCUGGUAAAGUAACAGUGGAUAAGCCACUUGUCGGAAGAUCUGGUGAUUAUACAUUUGAAGUGGAAGUUCGAGAUAAAGAUGGCGUACCUAAUUAUCUAACGGCAAAAGCUACUGUUGUUAUUACCGUUUUACCUGCUACCAAUUCACCACCAAGAUGGGUUUUCCCACCUUAUGAGAACAUGACAAUAGAUGUGUUAGAGAGUCAGUAUUACGGAAUGUUCAUAUAUGAUUGUCAUGCAGAAGAUGACGAUGACGGUCCUAGUGGUGUAAUUGAUUACGGGUUUAUGCAUGGUGGUGUAUUUACCAAUCAGACAAAAGAAUUCCAUAUUAAUCGUGUGACUGGUGUGAUACGAGCGGAGAUAGUUUAUGACCGAGAACAAGUUGAUCGAUAUUUCUUACAAAUCAUAGCUCGAGAUAAUGACGUCAAUCCUCAAAGUACUUCACGUUUUGUCACUGUCAGAAUUCUAGAUGUUGAUGACAAUGCACCGACCUUCCCAAUGAGUAAUGGCGUUGUUAUACCAUAUGAUUUUGAAGUGAAUGAAGACAGUCCAGCUGGUACACUUAUUGGUCGUGUCACGGCCAUUGACAGAGAUUUACCCCAAUAUUCUAAAAUAUAUUACGUUAUACUGGCUGGUAAUGAAAAAGACCAAUUUAGAAUUAACACAACAUCAGGAGAGAUACGGUUAAAUAGACCUAUUGACCGAGAAGAUCAAGCUACGUACACACUGUUCAUCAACGCCACUAACAACGUCAACGAUUACAGCGUUAUUCGUAAUCGUAGAAAGCGUUCUACCAGUCCCAGCAUGACAACUGUUCGUAUAAACGUGCGAGAUAGAAACGAUGUGGAACCAAGGUUUAUCUACCCUGCUGGAGCUACAAAAUACCACGGAUGUGUGUCUGUUAAUGCUCCGUACGGUCAGAGUAUUCUACAGGUAUCAGCAACUGAUGAUGAUUCAGGAGGUCCUGCUGGUAUUAGAUUUAAUAUUAUGUCUGGUAACGAUGACAACAUGUUUACUAUUAAUUCUAAAACUGGAAUGAUUUCAAAUCGUAACUUCUUGAGUAGCAAUACUAAACGAGUUUAUGAUUUAACAGUAAAUGCUAAUGAUACCAGUCUUGUGGAUAAAGCCGAAGCUUAUAUUUUUGUGACAACAGACGAUAACGAAGAGAAGUUGGUGAUUUUACAACCUGAAUCUGAAGUACGACGUUCUGUACCACAACUCAUCAGGACGUUAUCUAUGAAUUCUACUGGUAUUAAAUAUAUCUGUGUCACUAAUAUUCGAGAUCAUGUGAUGGAUGAUGGAAAGAUCUCUGAUACAUCAACUGAUGUAUAUGUGACUGGUAUAUCAGAAGGUAGAGCAGCAGACGAUUCGCCAAUCUUUACCAUUCUACCAGCUUCUGAUCUAAACGCUCGACUUACGAAGGCACAGGCUGAAAACAAACGUGACUUUGAUGCUCUUUAUAUUGACAGCAUGGGUGGAACGGGAAAAUCUGAUUCUUUCUUAGCGUUUUUUGAUCGUACACCUGUACUUGUUGUACUAAUUAUAGUAAUACUACUCAUCAUUAUGGCUAUAAUUCUCUUCUGUCUCGCCUGCUUCUGUAUCCAUGACUCGAAACAGAAAAAGAUCAGAAAAUAUCAAUCUGAACAUAUUGUAGGUGCUCCAAUUCAACCGGUAGCACAGCCUGUUGAUGUGGGAAAGAGUGUGAAUCCAAUGUACGAUAAUCCUGUUUUCGUUCCUGCUCCUGCUGCUCCAACCGCUGCUCCUAUGGUACUAGAUGAUGAUGAUGAUGAUGAUGAUGAUCCUGCUGUAUUUACCCCACAACCCGUUGAACCCCAGGAAUAUGCUACAGUACAGAGACCCGUUCAUACCACACCUCCUAACGAACCAGAAACAGAAGAACCCGUUAUUGUUACGACCAUUGAACCUGAUGAUGAUCUACCUGAGCCGUCGUACAGACCCCCUACUCCCGUUACCGAGGAACCGGAACCUGUCAUAGAAACGGUCGUUGACGAUGAACCAGACCAUGAUUAUAUCCAUGAUUUACCGCCACCCCAGGAAGAGGAGGAAGAAAUCGACACAGUGAUAAUCGCUGAUUCUCCCGAAUUGAAUCGUCGUCACACGACACCCUCAAUCAAAGAGGAAGACGAACCACGCACGUCGCUGUGAAAACAUUUUGUGAUAAUUAAUUCCAUUACAAAAGUCAUAAUGCUUUUUUAUAACAUGCACCAGGAACUUACUAUAAUAAACUUAUUACUUGUAAACGGCUGGAGGGAUGGGAGCCGGUAUUUUAUUUAACUCAUACUCUCAUCUUCCCUGACGAAAUUUACAUACCAUAAAAAAUUUACCUUAAAAUGCAAUAAAUAUGGUUAAAUUUAUAUGUCUAAACUAAGAUUUUGAUGAUAGUAAAUAUUGGCACAAUCUUUUGCGAAAAAAACUUGUUGCUAUUCUGAGGUAAAUAAAAUAUCUCCCUGCUAUUUCAAGGGGUUUGGGGAGUGUCAAUCAAAAAAGUCAUUUGUGUCCAGAAUAGGACGAAGAAAUAUUUAUGGUUGUCAAAGGACUGAAAAUUAAUGAAUAAACCAUAAUCAGCUGUAUGAUGCUGUGAAUUGUAACUUGUGAUAAAUAUUAUAAUUAGUUCAUAAACUAAGGUAAAAAUUAAUGGAUAAACCACAAUUAGACCUAUGAUGCUGUGAAUUGAAACUUGUGAUAAAUAUUAUAAUUAGUUAGUAACAAUUCCUUUGAUAUACAUUAUUGUAAGCUCCUGGUUUAGUUUUUUAUCAUGUAAUCUAAAUAAUUUGUGUGGACAUGUUUUAGUACAUGCUCAGUAAAGUCUGCCUAAUGCAUGACACCUGUCUAAUGUGAAUCUCAAUUUAAAGGAUAAUUUGUUGUCAUAAAUUUGAAAUACAUGUAUGUGGCCUCUGUCACAAGGGUUCAACAUGAUCUACUUAAUAAUCUUGUCACAAGGGCUUGAUAUAACCCACUUAAUAAUCUUUCACAAGGGCUUAAUAUAACCCACUUAAUAAUCUGUCACAAAGGCUUGAUAUAUUAUAACCCACUUAAUAAUCUGUCACAAAGGCUUAAUAUAACCUACUUGCUCAAACGCUGAAAAAAUUAAUUUCAAGCCCUUUCGUUUCAAUGAUUUUGAUAAUAUGAAGGGUGUUUUUUUUAAUACUCAAAUUGCUUAUUAAGGUAUUUUUUGUUUUAUUGAUUUUGAUACUAUAAAGUUUUAUUUUUAAUACAAUUAUUUUUAUUGAGUUUUUUAAGACCCUUAUUGUAAAUCAAAUUAUUAUGGAAUACAGGAACUUUGGGGUAUGGCAGUGUUUAGGACAACCAAAAUGUGAAAAUUCAAGCUUCGGUUUCCACUUGUCAAGGGUAGCAAGGACAGUGUAUCUAGUACAAAAAUUGAUAUUGCAUAUAAAAGAUCCCUUGGCAGUUGGAAUUAAAAAAAAAAGUAAGUGGAAAUGCCACCAUCUGGGCAAAAUUCUCCUCCAUCACAUUUCACAUGUUAGUAUCAAAAUGACCAAAGUUUUGAGUUGACUUUAAAGAACAUUCCAUUCAUGAUAUUUGUUGAGUUUUAAGAAUUCUUUAUGACACUGUAUCUCAAAUCGUAGGUCGUUAAAUUUUGUAUAUAUUUACAUGUGCACAUACAUAUAUAUAUACAUAUACUGGUAGAUAUAAUACAUAUACCAUACAUAGAUGCUUACUUUGUACAUUACAUUAAUUUUUAUCACAUGUCUAACCUCAUGGGUUUUCUCCAGGUCCUCCGUUUUCCUCCUACUACUAAAGACCCCUACGCGCAAGCAAAUUAUUGAAAUAAAAUUGAACCAUAUGUUAGUCCCGAAAUGACCUAGUUUGUGUCGAGUGGACGUUAAACCCCAUUUCUCUCUCUCUCUUUUAUCACAUGUUCUAUUUUAAUUUUACUAGGUUGUUAAAAACUUAUAACAAGGUCCCCAUGGGCUGAGAAUAGAAAAAAAAGCCACAAAAUAAUUUACUGAUUUGUCCACAUCUACUGGAAUUUUAACUUUUUAUAAACAUUUAAUAAAAUCUUGAAAAAAAUUAUUUAGAAAUCAAAAAAAAAUACUGUUAACUCUUCGAAAUAGAUUGAAGUUCCAAAACCUUGAUCAAAAUUAAUUAAUGAAAUUGAAGAAUGUCUCUCUGUGGGUUUUGUAGUUAAAAAUAGAUCGAUUGUAAUAUUUUGUUGUAUUCACUACAAUUGUUGACUGUCUGGUUUCAUUGUAGCAAAUUGAAUGAAAUCUAAAAGUCACUCUCUCAAUCUACUUGCUACCCAAAGCCAUUUAUAUAAAUUUUACAAAAAAGGCAAAAUCUAGACUGGACACAGUUCUAUGGAAUUUUAUUAAUGUUUAUUAGUGAAAGACGUUUAAACCAGGCGUCUCCGGUCUUAAUCAAGUAAUUACCAAUCGGGUAAAACACAGUAUUUGUCCAGUUUUCAACUUUUUGAUGUUAUACAGUUUGGAAACAACUUCCAGAAUCAAACAGUCCAUUUCUUAUAUUCAAUAUUUGUAAUAAUGACCUCUCCUAAUUAAUGACCACCAAAUUUCAAGUCAAUAUAUAUCGUUGUUGAGUUACGGCAAUAAACAGGUCCCAAAAAUAGCUACUUUAAUAAAUUGUAUUUUGGAACUCAAAUUAAUAUAUUAUUUUCUUUGUUUUAGCCGAGUAAUUGUAUUCGAUAUAAUUGUAUCUUGUGUAUUUGCGAUUGGUUAUUACAGAAUUUAAAAUGUAUACAGGAGCAAAUUAUUUUAUGUGUUUUUUAUAGUUAGAAUGUCUCAGUGAUAAAUUGUAUAUCUCAAUGUUUAUAGAAUGUAUAUCCGUCAUCUUAAAUUAAUCCACUCCGCGUAAAUUGUAGAAAGUUUUAUUUUUAUACUUACAUACAUAUAUACAUAAUAUUCCUAGUUGGUAUUACUGCUGAAAUUGUAUGAUAAACUUUAAAUAUACCAAGACUAAAUUUUUAUAAAUAAACUUUUUAUAGAAAAAUAA
Patella vulgata (common limpet) is the source of this 8632-nucleotide messenger RNA. Its product is annotated as cadherin-87A. Bases 98 to 5806 code for a protein of 1902 amino acids. Gene Ontology annotation, biological process: homophilic cell-cell adhesion. Lineage: Eukaryota; Metazoa; Mollusca; Gastropoda; Patellidae. Gene Ontology annotation, cellular component: cell-cell junction; plasma membrane. Gene Ontology annotation, molecular function: calcium ion binding. The transcript has 40 exons. The record is from RefSeq and is a predicted model, not a curated record.